CUCCAUUGCCAACUGAGACCCCAAGCCCCUCUCAGACUUCGAAGCCACAGCACCCGCCACCAAACUACAACGAAAUACGGUUACUGUGUCACUUGUAACGAACCUGGAACCAUCUCCCGCGUUUUCUUGUCUGUUUUUGUUCCCAGAAAAUGCAGGAAUCUAGAGACCCUGCAAUUAAACUCUUCGGCCAGAAGAUUCCUGUGCCCGGUGAGGGCGAGCUUCCUGCUGUUACCGUCGAGGAUGCCGAACAAUCUGAAUCGCCGAGGUCCAUGGAGGUGGACACACAAGAAGGAGGAGACGGUGAGGAUGGAGAACAGCAGAAUUCUGAGGAGGAGAAGGACGAAGAUGACGAGGAUCAUUCAGCUGGAAACACUACAGACAAAAAGAAAGAGGCUGAUUAUCCUCCAAACGUGGAAGAGACUGAGAAUCCAGACUCAUUGGCUGAGGCUAGUGUGAACCCGAAAACACCUUCCAUAGAUGAAGAGAUUGCAAAAUCAAAAAGUGACAGCUCAGAGAAGGAGAAAAGUGAUGCAGCCAACCCUCAGGAGAAAACCCUGAAGAAGCCAGAUAAAAUACUUCCAUGCCCUCGCUGCAACAGCAUGGACACCAAAUUCUGUUAUUACAAUAACUACAACAUCAAUCAGCCUCGUUAUUUCUGCAAAGCCUGCCAAAGAUACUGGACUGCAGGUGGUACCAUGAGGAAUGUACCGGUAGGGGCAGGUCGGCGAAAGAAUAAGAACUCUUCUUCCCAUUAUCGCCACAUCAGCAUUUCAGAGGCUCUACAAGCAGCUAGAAUUGAUGCUCCAAACGGGACUCAUCUUCCAGCGUUAAAGGGAAAUGGCAGGGUCCUCAGUUUUGGAUUAGAUGCACCUAUUUGUGAUUCUAUGGCAUCUGUCCUGAAUCUUGCAGAGAAAAAGGUCCUAAAUGGUGUGCGAAACGGCUUUCAUAGCAAAGGUGCUGAAACUGGUGGUGAUGACUGCUCAAGUGCAUCUUCCAUUACAGUUUCAAAUUCUAUGGAAGAGAGUGGCAAAAGUGUUUCACAAGAAUCAUUGCUCAGAACUAAUGGUUUUUCUCCUCCAAUCCCAUGUCUCCCUGGGGUUCCCUGGCCUUAUCCUUGGAAUACUCCAGUUCCUUCACCUCCUAUAUGCCCUCCAGGAUUUCCCUUGUCAUUCUAUCCUGCAGCCUUUUGGAACUGUGGUGUGCCCGGAAAUUGGAAUGUACCCUGGUUUCCCCCACAUCCCUCUGCGCAAAACCCAAUAUCUCCUUCCACUACCAGUAGUCCUAGUUCUCCAACACUAGGGAAGCAUUCGAGGGACGGUGAUGUGAUCAGAGCAGACAACUCACCGAAAGAAGAACCAUCAAAACCGAGAAAUGGGUGUGUUUUGGUUCCUAAAACCUUGAGAAUUGAUGAUCCAAGUGAAGCUGCAAAGAGUUCCAUAUGGGCAACUCUAGGAAUCAAGAAUGAAUCAGCCAGUGGAGGAGGUAUGUUUAAGGCCUUCCAAUCAAAGAAGGAUAAGAAGGAUCAUGUCGUUGAAACUUCACCGGUGUUGCGGGCUAACCCUGCAGCCUUAUCUAGAUCCCUCAACUUUCAUGAGAACUCCUGAAUUAGCUUCUCUAGUGAACUAGAAGAGAUGAUGAGCAUCUGCGAGUAAUGGCCAUUUGAUUAUCCUCACUGGCCAUGGGGAGAAGAGCACGGUGAUAGUCUUUGAUGCCCUUAGCAUAAUUGGAGCUAAUCCUGAGGAGUUUUUUGUGGAAAGGGGGGAACUAAAUUUUUGUCUUUUCACAUGACACUUUGAACAGGUGGCUUUUUUAAUGUACUUUAGUUUGGUGAGCUUGAGUUCAUGUACAUAUAUAAAUAUAUGUGUAAAAACACUUUCUAGAGAUGCAAAAAUAUCUUUACUAUGCAUAAAAAUCCUGAGGUACUGUUUUUUCUUAUGGAACAGGAAAUUUGGUGUUUCUUUUCUUGUACAAGUGUUGUUUCUUUCAAAAGAUGAAAAUCACUUUUCUUGGAA
Messenger RNA from Neltuma alba, 2012 nucleotides. Its product is annotated as cyclic dof factor 3. The transcript has 2 exons. The record is from RefSeq and is a predicted model, not a curated record. Gene Ontology annotation, molecular function: DNA-binding transcription factor activity; DNA binding. NCBI's taxonomy places the organism in Eukaryota, Viridiplantae, Streptophyta, Magnoliopsida, Fabales, Fabaceae. The coding region runs from base 150 to 1604 and encodes 484 amino acids. Gene Ontology annotation, biological process: regulation of DNA-templated transcription.